GCUGAGGGGAGAGGACGUGUGUGUUGUUGUCCCUGUGCGCGGUCCGGACUGUAGACGUUGUUUCGCGAGCCAGCAACAUGUCGGAAAAUCACAUCACGGCGGACGGGGUGAAGUACAGCCCCGUCAGAAAGUCUGCUGACGACGAGAUGAAGGAGCCAUCCAGAUGUUCCCCCGCAGCCCUCUAUGCUGUGGCUGCGGUAUUAUCCCUGCUGACAGCGGGCUUCGUUGUUGGAAGCGUCGUCAUGUGGGGCACCAACGUCUUCGAGGAUGCCGUCCUACAGAAUCUCGUGAUCCGGAACGACACGCAGACGUUCCAGUGGUGGGUGGAUCCCCCGGUGCAGCCGCUGGUGCGAGUCUACAUCUUCAACUACAGCAACGCGGUCGAGUUCGAAGCCGGGAAUGCUGAGAAGCUGCGUGUCAACGAAGUGGGGCCUUUCGCGUUCAGGCAACACUUGCACAAAGUAAACGUAGCUUUCACCAACAAUGGCACUGUCCGGUACCAGGAUGAUGCGUCCUUCACUUUUGUGCCCGAGUUGUCUGUUGGCGGACUCAACACCACGAAGCUGCGUCUCAUCAACAUGCCGCUGGUGAGUGCCAUAUCGAUGCUGCGGAAAAGUAGCUACUGGACACAGAUUGGGGUGAAGGCAGUGAUGGCCAAAUCUCCAUUCCUGCACUUGGAUGUGGAAGAGUUCUUGUGGGGCUACCAGGAGGCCCUCAUGACACUCUCCAGUAUCUUCUCCAUGUUUGGACUGAGCCCCUCAGAUAUGCGCCUUGGCUUCCUGGAGGCUCGCAGCGGCAUUGGACGUUCAAUGAUAGAGGCAGAGACAGGAGCCCGUGACAUGAAACAGCUGGGCAUAAUUGUGUCUGUUGAUGGCGAACCACGACUGCGUGCUUGGGGUGACACAGAGUGCUCCCGUGUAGAUGGCACUGAUGGUUCCAUGUUCCCACCACACCUUGUCGAGCAGCAUGCGCCACUCUACCUGUUCAACAAGGAGCUCUGCCGUCGGCUGCCCCUUGAGUUUGAAAAGGAUCUCAUGGUGAACGAUAUUCCUGCAAGACGGUACAGGCCUCCACGAAAUGUGUUUGCAAGGGGUGACGUCAAUCCUGAAAAUGCUUGCUUCUGCCAGAGUGAUGAGUGUCCACCUGGAGGAGUCUUCAAUGCUUCACCGUGUGCCUUUGGCGCACCAAUCAUGGUAUCACUUCCCCACUUCCACCUAGGAGACAAAGAACUGCUUGAAGCAAUUGAGGGUAUGAAUCCAGACCCAGAAAAACAUGACAUUUAUCUAGAUAUUCACCCAACACUUGGAGUAGUGAUGAGGGGUAAAACGAGCCUCCAGUUCAAUGUAAGAGUUGAAAAAUCAAAAGUACUGACGCAACUGGACAGGUUUUCUGAAGGAAUGAUACUACCAAUUGCUUGGAUGGAAGUAGCCAUGAAUGAACUUCCUCCUGACCUGCAUUCAAUACUGUACAGUGCAACACAUACUGUGAACCUUGCACGCCAGAUCCUCCGCUGGGGUCUCUUAGCAUUGGCUGUGCUGUGUUUUGUGAUACUGAGUUGUACUCUGCAUAAAUACAGGUCAGAGAUGUGCAGCACCAGAAGGACAGAGAGUAAAGACCAUGUACUCAAGCCACUGUAGUGUGAAGUCAAAGGUGCCUACAUCUGGGAGUGCAUUUCUUCAAAGUGCUACAGAGUGUAAAAGUAAUUGCGAGUUUAAAGUUUUGCAUGAACGAUACGUGCAGUGUCGGAACUGCAAAGUCUCGCUGAUACUAUAUCAAAUAAUGACUGAGAGCUGUGUUCUGAUGACUUUCUUCAUUUUGAGGGUUGUCUGGCAUUUGAGUAUAGUUUUCAAAAGAAACUGUAAAAGUCAGAAAUAUGUUUGUGGAAAUGCAAUAUAUUUUGGGUGUUUGACAGGUUAAUAUCAGUGUAAUGUCAGUGAAAUGUAACAAUAAUCAUUAUAAUGUUGUCCCACACUUUAUAAUUUUGAAAUGCCUCAACUUCCCUAACAAAGUGCUGCUUUGAACAGUAUUAUGGAAGUCUGAAAUCUUCUGAAAACAUUUUCACAAGCAUACAACAUUUAAAGUUGUUCACUUUCGAUACUCUUGAACAACAUAAAUGUGUCAUUAAACAAAGGAACUUAAAACAGCUAUUUCUCACAAUAGAUUUGUGAAGCUGCAUUGUAUUUGUGGAAAAGUUUCUUUCGUGAAUGAACACAAUAUUCAAACAAAUGACUCCAUUGCUGUAGACACAUCAGUUUUUGCAAAAUAUGAACUGCACAAGCCUAUCAGUGUGUCACAGUCACUAGUGUGUUUGUGAAUUUUCCAAUACAAGGAGAAGCAUAACUUUAUUUGUAGUAUCCAAUGAAGACAACACUUCAGUAGUGGCCAUCAAAAAGCCAUAUUCAUAAUUAGUUGCAGAAAUACUGAUCAUUGAGUUCUAUAUUCAACUCUAUCUUGUCAACUGAUUCAUUCCAAUGGUUUCAGUUUUGUCUUGUAUAAACAAUAAUGUCAGUAUGGUCAUAUAUGAAUUUAAAUAAACAGAAGUCAAAGCAAAUGACUUCAUUAUAAGGUUAUAAUGUACAACACAUGGAUUGUAUCCAGCUUAUUGCUGUAACUCCUGUACACUAUUUAUGUUAGACUUCAAUUUGCAUUGUAUUCUUGUUUUAUCUGUCAUAAAUGUGCCAUAUCUCUUUGGUGCUUAAAGCCAAAAUGAAACAUUUUCCUGGCAUAUUUGAUCAUAUUCGGGAGAAAAUAAUAAUAAAUUUGUAAACAUGGUUUACCUUCCAGUAAAUAAUCAACUCUUGACAUUGAUGAUUUGUCAAAGAAUGCAAAACAGCUUUUGUGGCAAUUUCUUGGUAGCAUAUACUACACAAGCCCUUUUUGGCUCAUUUUUACAAAAUAUAUUUUUAUAAUUAUAUUUUUGCCACAAAUUAUUUUAUGAAUGUUUGCAAAAGGAUUUAAAAUACAUCCAUUUAAACAUCUCUAAUGUUGCAAAGAGAUUUGCUUUAAAAAUCUGGCUUUACUCUGAAACUACUAUUGGGCAUUAACUUCACAUUCGAGCUAUAUCACAUCAUCAAAGUAAAAUUUACCUGUUACAUGCAGAGCUAUGUGAUAAUAUUUUUAUCAUUAAAAGAAAUGUAAUUGCUUCCAUAUAUUUUGAGACAAACAUAAUUUUUGUACUUGUAUUGUUCUAUAUUUGAAAAUGUAUUUGCUUGUUUGCUAUAAAUUAUUAUUUUUUUGUAUCUGAGACUAUUAUAAAUUUACUUCUUCCAUAAAUUUUGUCAAUACUGUAACAAACUGCCUUAAAUGUGUGUAUGCAUGCAUGAGAAUUCCCUUGGAGACUGUGAUGAUACACAUCACAAAGAAACUUUGACUGAUCUGCAAAUCAUUUAAGCUAAUAAGAAUAAGGAUUUUUAAAACGGAAAAAAAUAUGCCAUUUACUGUAUGUGUUCGCUUUAGAAAGAAUGAGAAGUUUUAGUAUGGUUCCUUAACGAGCAGAAGAGCAUAGUGACAUUGCUGCAGCAGAUGCAGUAUCACAGGACUGAGAUUAUCACAGUAGUGAAACAAGAACAAUAGCACAUGUUAUGUCCAAGUACACAAUAUUUUGCGGAACCAUUGUUUGUAGGCAAUUAUUCAUUUUGACUAAUAGCUUCUCAUUAUUGUUUUGAAGUAUUUGUUGCUGCUCUGCUUGUCACAAUUAGCUAUGUAUAAUUUAAUUGGAACAUCAGAAUACAUUCAGUAAUUUUUACACUGGCAAAAGUGGGCAGUACUUAUUGACAUUCAUUGAUUUGGCUAUGAAACCCACUUA
Messenger RNA from Schistocerca americana (American grasshopper), 3805 nucleotides. Its product is annotated as lysosome membrane protein 2-like. The transcript has 10 exons. Bases 78 to 1637 code for a protein of 519 amino acids. Gene Ontology annotation, cellular component: membrane; cytoplasm. The record is from RefSeq and is a predicted model, not a curated record. Lineage: Eukaryota; Metazoa; Arthropoda; Insecta; Orthoptera; Acrididae. Gene Ontology annotation, molecular function: scavenger receptor activity.